Molecule: messenger RNA, 1230 nt
Organism: Populus trichocarpa (black cottonwood)
Lineage: Eukaryota; Viridiplantae; Streptophyta; Magnoliopsida; Malpighiales; Salicaceae
Product: putative RING-H2 finger protein ATL71
Exons: 1
Coding region: 426-923 (165 amino acids)
Source: RefSeq, a predicted model, not a curated record
UUAUCAAAAUAUUAUUAAUUAUAACUCUUUAUGUAAAAAUAAAAAUAAAAAUAAAAUGUUAGUAUUAAAUAAGAAAAAAAAUAGAAAAAAAAUUGAGAAAUAUAUUUAAUUAUCUUCCACGAGCAUGAAAUAUUUUACUAAAAUCUUAUUGCAAAAAACAGCUACCCCCCUCACAAGCAAGUCGCGUCUAAUCCUUAACAAGCAGAUGGUUUUCGUCCCUCAAUCUUGCUCUCUCCAUUAUAUAUAUAUCUUGCUUGAGGUUUGGAAAACCACACAGCCUGUUCUUGCUUCCUCUCCUCUCAUUACAUACUGCUGCACAAGUGCAAGCAAAUCCAAACCAACCGUUGAAAAGAUCAUCGACUUGUUUAUAUAUAAUCUUUCAAGCACCCCCACGUCCAGCUAGCCCAGAAAUCAUUUCAAGAAAGAUGAAUAGCAGUCGUCCUGUAGAGCACUCAUCAGCAACAGUUUUUGGUGGGUUUGCUCUCAUUUUUGGAAUAUCCAUAGGUGUUGUUUCAGCAAUAGCAAUGGUCAUUCUUGUUUACUAUUUCUGCACACGGAAACCAAUACCAAAUGACCCUUCUGUGGACGAUGGCUCCUCAUCUGAUGGCGAUCCUGUUACUAUUAAAAUAGGCCUGGAUGAAGCCACUCUUGAUACCUAUCCAAAGCUGCUUUAUUCUGAAGCAAAGGAAAGGCUUGAAAAGGGUGAUGAUUCGGUCGCUGCUUCCAAUUGCUCAAUUUGCUUGGCAGACUAUACAGAUAGUGACUUGCUGCGGCUGUUGCCUGAGUGUAAUCACCUUUUCCAUUCACAGUGCAUUGAUCCAUGGUUCAAGCUGCAUACUACUUGCCCCGUAUGUCGAAACUCGCCUUCCAGGCCACCUCAGCGAGAAUUCUUUGGUACAUGGUUUCUACGGUUUGUGCAUUAAGAGGUUUUGCUGGAAAACUUAUUCUGACUGCAGAAAUUUUCUUAAGACCUUUGUAAUUGUGCAAACUACAAAGUUUUGCAGCUAAUAAAGCCAAGUAUUGUAAAAAAACACAAUCCAUCAGAUGCAAGGAUGCAGCCGAAAUGCCAUGGAAAUUAGACCAUGAUUCAUUUGCGCAUAACAAGGUACUCGAAAUUAGACCUUCAACACAUGAUUCUGAUCGGCAGUUGUUCAUUAUUUUGUCCUGAAUGCAAAUACAUUUAUACAUUAUCAACCAAUUACUGCUCUUUGCGCGGCAGAGGUUAAACAA